UGAGACGAUCAGAUCUAUUAUUAUUAUUAAUUACAAUUACAAUAAUAUAUAGAUAUAAAGUGCGCGUUCACCUCUAACUCUUCACUUUUAGUUUGUUAUUUUCAGGUACACGAUAUGGUGGCACUUUUGUUGUCCCCCCCCCCCCUUUUCUAGACUGAGUUAUGACUCCCUAAGCGAACAGAGAGAAGUAAGGAGAGAGGAAAAGAGAGUAAGAGACAGAGAGAGAGAGAGAGAGAAAUUGUAAAUGGUUGUCAACAAGCAGCUUUUCAAGUUUCAAGUAUUCCGCGAUUAAACGAGAGAACUGUAUCAAAUAAUCCGCGCGUCGAAUCAUAAUCUACGCUUUCUUUCUCUAAUGCAUGUACGUACCUGGAGAAUAAACCGCGUGGCGUGUCGAGAAGUGCCAAAGUGAGCGCAACAGGGUGGAAACUGUCAAAACGAGUUUUUUCCAUCCGCUCGUUCAGGAACGCAGACUUUGAUGAAUGUCUGAGAGUGAUUACGAUUCCGCAAACGAGUACACAAGCCUGAUGGACGGUCACGUCGAGUCUCGCACGGAUGACGUGAUCCUGGGCAAUGAGCAUCGCCGUAAGGGUCGGUCUAGGAACACCAGCGAAGAAGUGGAAAAUGGGGUACCCGAAGUGCAUAUUGAAUCACCAGACACGUCUAUAGAACGAUCGAACAGACGAGGCACGUCCGGUAGCAAUAAUCAAAAUAGACAGGCACGCCAGGCGGAGGAACUGGAAUUGUUAUACGGCGCAGGGCAUGUGAUAAAACUCUUUGUCCCUGUCUCGCUGUGUAUGCUGGUUGUAGUUGCUACUAUUAGCUCGGUGAACUUCUAUACGACUAAGGGAAUGUACUUAGUAUACACUCCUUUUCACGAGGAUACCACUGACACGAGUACCAAAGUUUGGCAAGCAUUUGCCAACUCGCUGAUUCUCAUGAGUGUCAUUGUAUUUAUGACUGUGAUACUGAUCCUUCUUUAUAAGUACAGAUUUUACAGAAUCAUACACGGAUGGUUGAUGAUAAGCUCUUUGCUACUGCUUUCAAUGUUUUCCCUUCUAUUUUGCGAGCAAGUACUGAAAGCUUACAACAUUCCGAUGGACUUCUUCACAAUAGGUAUAGGUUUAUGGAAUUUCGGCGCAGUUGGAAUGAUUACUAUUCAUUGGUGGGGGCCGCUGCAACUUCAACAAGCAUAUUUAAUCUUUAUUUCUGCUUUAAUGGCGCUCGUUUUCAUUAAGUAUUUACCAGAAUGGACGGCAUGGGUUGUACUUGGCGUUAUAAGCAUCUGGGAUUUGAUUGCGGUGUUGACGCCCAAAGGCCCGCUACGAAUACUCGUGGAAACGGCGCAGGAACGAAAUGAAUCUAUUUUCCCUGCUCUAAUAUAUUCUUCCACCAUCUUGUACUCAUUCACUGUGACUUACGCUGGAUAUGUACAAGCGGCUACGAUGGCGUCUGGAGACACCGCGGUGUCUCCCACGCGUGAUCAAACGGACAAUCAAAAUAAUCGCGAGGAAGAGGGUGGUUUCACCCCUGAAUGGGUGGAAACACACGGUGAACGUAGCGCAAGGCGCGCCCAAGAACUGCGGGAAAACUCGACUACAUUGGUAGAGGACGCAAGGCAACAAGAGAAUCGCCCGCAAGAACCGCAAAAUGCCGAGGACGAGGAACGCCAAAUCGCCGAGGAAACGCGUCGAAUCGGCUCGGAGGAGCGCGGGGUUAAACUAGGACUUGGCGAUUUCAUAUUCUACAGCGUACUUGUCGGAAAGGCGUCCAGCUACGGAGACUGGAACACUACGUUGGCUUGCUUCGUCGCUAUUCUCAUCGGCCUGUGCUUGACGUUGCUGUUGCUGGCCAUGAUUAAGAAAGCGCUGCCCGCGUUACCGAUUUCCAUCACAUUCGGACUGACGUUUUACUUCGCCACGCGAGUAUUCGUCGCGCCGUUCGCGGACAGCUUGGCGAGCGAACAAGUGUUCAUUUAAAUCUAUAUUUAUAACAAAUAUUCUUAUUAUUUAGUAUAAUUUAUUGCAGGAAUAUCGAAGGAAAAAUGCUAAUUUACUUACCCGUUCAAUAUCUGUCCCAUCACUUCAUUCGGGAAUCCGAUUUUUCCUUCGAAUACACGCGCAUUCGUUUACGCGACUUUUUGAAUUACAAGAAUCAAGAGACGGAGAGUACCUACAUUUCGUAAUCUUUAGAUAUUCCUGAGAGAAUUGUACAUCAAAUAUAUAUUACGAAACGCUCAGAAAAAAAAGAAGGAAAAAACGAUUUAAAUUUGUAAUAUAGCGAGACAGAAUAUGGAGAGAAUGUUAGAAGAUGUAGUUACUUAGUAUUUUUCUAUGCGAAGCAUUUCACCAAUAUAUGCGCCUCGUCCUGAAAUCACGGAGAUACGUUUUGUCGCGGCGAUACAUAACAAGAGGCCGGAUGCAUUAUAACAAUUUAUUGUACUCCAUUGUUACAUUUACCGAACAUAAGUCUCAAUUAGAUUCGAGUAUAAAAAAAGCGGAUGACGACGAUGGAUCGCUCUUCUCGCACGGUGAAUCGUAUGAAAUGUGAGGUAAUGUCCGUUCGAAUAAGUAAUAACUGCCUCAAUUGUACACACCUCGAUUAAUACGCGAUACGCACCUCUCAAACGGUGUUGCGUUAUGCUAUAGAGCGCCAAGUUUACUACUAACUACUUAGCCAGGUUGAUUCCUCGGGGUUUCCUCGAGUCCGAUUACACACAGCCAUGGAAUAAAUACUUUUUAUCGUACUACAGAGAAGCGUGUUUAUCGUAUUUGUGUGGCGCUUAGUAUUUAUAGAUUUUUAACGUACUGAAUAAUAGCGAAUUUUCGCGAAGCUAAUUACUUUUUGUUUUCGUCGCGUCUCUUGAUAUGUAACUUUGAGAAAGCAUUUUAUAUAUUAUCCCAAACGAAACUCUUGCCGAUAAACAAAAACAAAAAAACGUUUUUGGUAAACUUUAAUACUUUUUAAUUGCACAUAGACCGAUCAAUUUGACCGAUCGUCAUUUUUAGCAAUACCAUAACGCAUUUUCGAAAUCGAUAAUUAUGUAAUCGUGUAUAAUCGUAUGUGAUCAAGCUUUGGUUCAAUAAUAUUUCAAAUAAAUGCUGAAAAUUGUGUAACGAC
Linepithema humile (Argentine ant) is the source of this 3117-nucleotide messenger RNA. RefSeq names its product presenilin (gene Psn). NCBI's taxonomy places the organism in Eukaryota, Metazoa, Arthropoda, Insecta, Hymenoptera, Formicidae. The record is from RefSeq and is a predicted model, not a curated record. Gene Ontology annotation, molecular function: aspartic endopeptidase activity, intramembrane cleaving. Gene Ontology annotation, biological process: amyloid precursor protein catabolic process; negative regulation of apoptotic process; Notch receptor processing. Gene Ontology annotation, cellular component: cell cortex; ciliary rootlet; membrane raft.